CUCAGUUGUUGAUUUUGUCUAGAAAUCAAUUCGUUCAUAUCGCAAUCACAAUGCCCCACUCCGUAUCGCCAGAGCAGCCCGCAUCCCCUGAUCAGGUUGCAAAUAUCGAAGAGCCCAAGACAGAUAAUGUUGAAACCCAAGAGAGCGAAGGUACCGCUGUUGCAGACAACCUUGGUCCCAUCGGGGAGAGCCAAACCAGCUAUGAUCAAGACAUGACUAUGACUGAUGCCGGAGCUGCUGGAGAGAAGCCUCUAGUCAAGGUAGAGACUACUGCGGAAGUCAAGCUCGAAGAUCUUUUUGCAGAUAUGGAUUCCGACGAGGAAUUCCCGAGCUCAACGGGUCAGGGUGUGAAGAUAUCAAGUUCGCCGGAGGCACCAGCAUCUCCUGUGCACAUUGGACCUACUUCGAAUGCCUCUGAUCCAGAAGUGAUGAGAUCGUUCUAUCAGCGGUUGUUUCCGUGGCGUUAUCUCUUCCAAUGGCUGAAUCAUUCCCCAACGCCUUCGACAGACUUUGGCCACAGAGAAUUCGCGUUUACCCUGCAGAAUGAUGCGUAUUUGAGAUACCAAUCGUUUCCUACACACGACCUUCUACGCAAAGACGUCCUCCGCCUUAUGCCUUCCAGAUUCGAAAUUGGACCAGUCUACAGUACAAAUCCUCGCGAUCGAAAAACACUCCGAAAAUCGACCGCCUUCAAGCCGAUUGCGAAAGAGCUAUGCUUCGAUAUCGAUUUAACAGAUUACGAUGAUAUCCGCACAUGUUGUGACAAAGCAAACAUCUGCAAUAAGUGCUGGCAGUUCAUUACAAUGGCCAUCAAGGUUAUUGACGUUGCUUUACGGGAUGAUUUUGGCUUCAAGCACAUUAUGUGGGUGUACUCGGGAAGGCGAGGAGCCCAUGCGUGGGUGUGUGACAAGAAGGCCCGGCAAAUGGAUGACCAGAAGCGGAGGGCACUUGCAGGGUACCUAGAAGUCAUCAAGGGUGGUGCGCAGGGCGGCAAGAGGGUCAAUAUCAAAAGACCGUUACACCCCCAUGUUGCGCGAAGUCUCGACAUACUCAAAUCACAUUUCCAAACCGACAUCCUUCAUGACCAAGAUCCUUGGGAGACAGAUGAGAAGUUCGACCGCCUCCUACAGCUCCUACCCGACAAAACUUUGAACGAAGCCUUACGGAAAAAGUGGAACUCUGCUCCAGGUCGAGCUUCUACAGCCAAGUGGACUGAUAUCGAUGCUUUGGCAAAGAGCGGCAUGAGUAAAUCUCUGGAUGCAAAGGCUCUGCUUGACGCAAAGCAGGAUAUUGUUCUCGAGUACACGUACCCACGGUUGGAUAUUGAAGUCAGCAAACACCUCAACCAUUUGCUGAAAAGCCCAUUUGUUGUCCAUCCUGGCACAGGCAGAGUUUGUGUGCCGAUCAACACCAAACACUGCGAAGACUUCGAUCCCCUUAGUGUCCCUACUGUGACUGAUCUCCUUCGGGAAAUUGAUGAAUGGACGGCUCCGGAAGAGGAGAACGACGGAAAAGCCAUCCAGGAUUGGGAGAAGACGAGCCUGAAACCUUACGUUGAGUAUUUCAGGUCAUUUGUGCUUGGAAUAAUGAAAGACGAGAAGGACGUCAAAAUUAAGCGUGAGCGUGAGGAGAAUGGAGAUGUUAUGGAAUUCUGAGAGGGGUCUUUGGAGUCCGGCGUGUACGGAGUACUGUGUGUAUGUUAGACACGACUGUUAUGAUUGGAAGAAUGGAAUGCUAGGGCGAUGACUACAUUACUCAUAGUACUUUCGUACUUUGCUAUUGUGUAAAUCGUCCAGUAGGCAACAGCAAAUAAUUACUGAGGGAGAUUGCCUAGAAUCUUCUUCGCCCUUUGCUUCC
Molecule: messenger RNA, 1857 nt
Organism: Hyaloscypha bicolor E
Lineage: Eukaryota; Fungi; Ascomycota; Leotiomycetes; Helotiales; Hyaloscyphaceae
Product: prim-pol domain-containing protein
Exons: 4
Coding region: 51-1655 (534 amino acids)
Biological process (GO): DNA replication, synthesis of primer
Cellular component (GO): alpha DNA polymerase:primase complex
Source: RefSeq, a predicted model, not a curated record